AUGAGCUAUCAAGUGAAGGAGAUUUCAACAAAGCCGUUCGACGGGCAGAAGCCUGGUACAUCAGGACUAAGGAAGAGGGUGAAGGUGUUCCAGCAGGAGCAUUACACAGAGAACUUCAUUCAAGCUAUAUUCGAUUCUAUCAAGGCGGAAGGUGCGACGCUCGUCAUUGGAGGCGAUGGUCGUUACUUCUCCCCCGAGACCGUCCAGACCAUCUUGAAGAUCGGAUCUGCAAACGGGGUGAAGAAGUUGAUCGUUGGGAAAGAUUCUAUUCUUUCUACACCCGCUGCAUCGAAUGUAAUUCGCAAAUACAAGGCGGAUGGUGGUAUCUUGCUCACCGCGAGCCACAACCCCGGGGGCCCCAACAACGACUUCGGGAUCAAAUACAACGUCUCCAACGGUGGACCCGCACCUGAAAAUGUAACAAACAAGAUAUAUGAGAUCACGAAGACCAUUCAAAGGUACAAGGUUAUCGAGGCUAAUCCCGUCGACCUCUCCGUAAUAGGCAAAACAAGUUAUGGACCGACUGAAGUCCAGAUCAUCGACUCAGUAGUCGAUUAUGUCGAACUCCUUCAAGAUAUCUUCGACUUCCAGCUCAUCAAAGACUUCCUUCAGAACAACGCCGCGUCCUUCCGUAUCCUCUUCGAUGGAUUGCAUGGUGUUACGGGUCCUUACGCACGCGCGAUAUUAGUGGACACCCUUGGGCUCCCUGAAGCCUCUAUUCAGAACUGUAUCGCACUGCCGGACUUCGGCGGUGGUCACCCCGAUCCCAACCUCACGUAUGCACACUCACUCGUCGAAGUUGUCGAGGCGAAAAACAUCCAGUUUGGCGCAGCAAGUGACGGCGAUGGCGAUAGAAACAUGAUCUACGGCAAGGGCGCGUUUGUCACUCCUAGUGAUUCAGUCGCCAUUAUCGCAGACUGGGCGCAUGUUAUUCCAUACUUCAAGAAGGGCGGCGUGAAGGGCCUUGCGAGGAGUAUGCCGACCAGUAAAGCGAUCGAUCUGGUUGCCCAGAAGAAGGGCCUGGAGUAUUUCGAGGUUCCUACUGGAUGGAAAUUCUUCGGUAACCUCAUGGAUGCUGGCCGUCUUUCCAUCUGCGGUGAAGAGUCUUUCGGAACGGGCUCAGACCACAUUCGUGAGAAGGAUGGUAUAUGGGCAAUCAUGGCUUGGCUGAACAUCAUUGCUGCUGCCAAUAAGGAGUCACCAAAUGAGCUCAUUGGCAUCAAGGAACUGCUGAAGAAGCACUACGCUGUUUACGGACGAUCAUUCUUCAGUCGAUAUGACUACGAAGAGGUUUCCUUCGAGGGUGCCAACAAGCUUGUUGCACUGCUGGAUGGCGCAAUCACUUCAUCAUCGCUCGCAAACAAAAUUUACAAGUCGAAGAGUACCAAUCAGAACUUUACCAUCGCAUCUGUUACGAACUUCAGCUACACAGACCCGAUUGACGGGAGUGUGAGCAAGAACCAAGGACAGGUUGUGCUAUUCGAUGAUGGGUCACGGGUGGUAUUCAGGUUGAGUGGUACUGGGAGUGCUGGUGCGACUGUUAGGCUGUAUGUGGAGAGGUAUGUUGGACCAGAGGCUGGCGAGAAAGUGUUGGCGGGUGACACCGCCGAGGGCUUGAAGGGUCUCAUCGAGGUUGCCUUGGAAAUCAGCAACUUGAAGGAGUUCCUUGGAAGGGACGAGCCUACUGUCAUUACGGUGAGUACGUCUGCCGAUGGUGGUUGUUAG
Molecule: messenger RNA, 1725 nt
Organism: Suillus plorans
Lineage: Eukaryota; Fungi; Basidiomycota; Agaricomycetes; Boletales; Suillaceae
Exons: 6
Coding region: 1-1725 (574 amino acids)
Biological process (GO): carbohydrate metabolic process
Cellular component (GO): cytosol
Molecular function (GO): magnesium ion binding; phosphoglucomutase activity
Source: RefSeq, a predicted model, not a curated record